Linderina pennispora is the source of this 594-nucleotide messenger RNA. RefSeq lists its product as uncharacterized. The record is from RefSeq and is a predicted model, not a curated record. The transcript has a single exon. Lineage: Eukaryota; Fungi; Kickxellomycota; Kickxellomycetes; Kickxellales; Kickxellaceae. Bases 82 to 501 code for a protein of 139 amino acids.
UCAAUAGCUGUAUCUUUCAGUUUCCCUCCUGCUUUCACUUUUUUAACCACUUGCAUCUGCAUCGACACCAGCAUCUAAACUAUGCGUCUUCCAUUCGCCACUGCAACUGCUUUCCUCGCAGCCACUGCUGUUGCAAACCAGGCUGGGGAGCCUGAGGACAACGCUAUCUUUGAGCCCUCGUACAACCAGGCAGCCAGGUCAUUCGACUUGGACUAUGACUUUAACGGCUACGACGGCGCCAACAACCAGCGUGGUCGCGGGUAUGGCGCGCUUUUUGACAUCCUAGGGUAUCUAGCUGAGGGCACCACCAUCCCGGCCAGGCGUGUUCAGACCAAUCAGCGCGGUGGCUACGAGGAUGACUACGACUACGAGGAUACGUACAACCAGCGCGGUGGUGUCAAUAAGAGGAGCCCUGCUGCCUUUGUGGCUCCGUCGGAUGAUUGGCUCCGCCGCAACCCUUCUCUUGCCCGGAAGUACCGUAACCACGAGAUUAUGUUCUAAACCUAACAGCAGAUUCUGUGGCUAGCAUCAACACAUUUUGUAUUUCCACCACACCCAGCAUUACAUCACCAAUACACCAUGACACUACUUUUA